Messenger RNA from Ceratosolen solmsi marchali, 1193 nucleotides. RefSeq names its product THO complex 3 homolog tex (gene tex). Gene Ontology annotation, cellular component: THO complex part of transcription export complex. The transcript is spliced from 2 exons. The coding region runs from base 177 to 1145 and encodes 322 amino acids. Gene Ontology annotation, biological process: mRNA export from nucleus. NCBI's taxonomy places the organism in Eukaryota, Metazoa, Arthropoda, Insecta, Hymenoptera, Agaonidae. Gene Ontology annotation, molecular function: protein binding. The record is from RefSeq and is a predicted model, not a curated record.
AGCAAUAUUUCAAUUAAAAAAUAAAUUUUCAUGUUAAAACUUUAAAUUGAAUUUUUAUUUGAAGCUUCAAGUUUCAACUGUUUGGUCUAAAUUCCCAAGUGCCCGCUCAAUUUAUGUAAGUUUCAAAUUCUGAAAUCUGCGAUCAGAAACAAGCUUGUCAAAAGGAUAAAAAAAAUAUGGCACCGCAAAGUAGCGUGGAUGAUUUGAUAACUUAUUUCAAAACCCAUAAUAAAGUUCGUGAGCAUCAAAGUCAUACAGCAAAAGUUCAUAGUGUUGGGUGGAAUUGCGAUGGAAAACUUUUAGCAUCGGGUUCUUUCGACAAAUGCGUUUGCAUAUUUUCACUUUCACAAGAUCGCUUAAAACAAGAAACGACAUUUCGAGGACACGGUGGUAGUGUAGAUCAAUUGUGUUGGCAUGCAUUCAAUCCUGAACUUUUGUCAACUGCAAGUGGAGAUAAAACGGUACGAAUUUGGGAUACAAGGUCUCAGAAAUGUACAGCAAACAUUAGUACGAAAGGAGAAAACAUAAAUAUUUCAUGGUCACCAGAUGGUAAUACUAUUGCUGUAGGGAAUAAAGAAGAUUUAGUAACAUUUAUUGAUGCUAGAGCUAUGAAAAUAAAAGUUGAAGAACAAUUUAAUUUUGAAGUAAACGAAAUAUCUUGGAACAAAGAUUCUGAUACAUUCUAUUUAACAAAUGGACAAGGUUGUGUACAUAUUUUAAGCUACCCAAAUUUGGAACUUUUACAUGUUAUUAAAGCUCAUCCAGGAACAUGUAUUUGUAUUGAAUUUGAUCCAACUGGUCGGUAUUUUGCAACUGGUUCGGCCGAUGCUCUUGUUUCUUUGUGGGAUGCUGAUGAAUUGUGUUGUUUAAGGACAUUUUCUCGAUUAGAUUGGCCAGUAAGAACUAUUUCUUUUUCACAUGAUGGUAAAUUGUUGGCAGCUGCAUCAGAGGAUUUAGUUAUAGAUAUUGGCGAAGUCGAAUCUGGUGAAAAAGUGACUGAUAUACCAGUUGAAGCAGCUACAUUUACAGUUGCUUGGCAUCCAAAACAAUACUUACUUGCCUAUGCAUGUGACGAUAAAGAUAAUUAUGAUAGAAAAAGAGAUGCAGGUAGUUUAAAAGUCUUUGGAUUUCCCAAUGAAAAUUAAUUAUUAAAUUAUUUGUCAUAUGUCAAGUAGAAGCAUAUAUUUUUUAUU